This is a messenger RNA of Lindgomyces ingoldianus, 573 nucleotides long. RefSeq lists its product as uncharacterized. The coding region runs from base 1 to 573 and encodes 190 amino acids. The record is from RefSeq and is a predicted model, not a curated record. The transcript is spliced from 4 exons. Lineage: Eukaryota; Fungi; Ascomycota; Dothideomycetes; Pleosporales; Lindgomycetaceae.
AUGUGUGCCUUUGCGCCGUUGAUGCUACCAAUGUGGCCAAUCGUCGCGCCUUCCCUGCGUGAAGACCCCAAAUUCGGGAUAGAUCCCUACACUAUAACCAGGCCUAGUCCAGCUUCAUCUGUCGGGGGUUGGUCGACUAAGGGUCGAGGGAACCAGGUUUAUCAAUGGCACAAUGCACGGCGACAAUACGAUUUAAAACCCAGCAAGUGCCUUGAUCUCCCACCCAUGUAUGUCCAAAGACCUUCGCUGCAAAUAACUCUGAAUCGAUACGUAGGUCUGAAGUCACUAGUCGGUCGUAAAAGGCUCGUAGAAGUUGGUAUUCGAACUGCUGAAGUUGUGCGCCGUAUUUAUGAAAUCGCGGUUGGAUUACCCUUGCUUAUGAAAGAGCUGUUGCCUGAAUCCUACCAGAUAAGUCGCACCAUGUUCGUCAUUUGUGCGCCUCUACCUUAUACUGAGGAAACCAAUUUCCUCUCAAACUGUUCAUGGUCGUCCAACUUUGGCGUCGCGAAACUCCGAAGCGGAAGGCAUCGUAUGAAGAUUAGGAGUGGCAACCAUUUACCGGACGCCAAAUGA